Symbiodinium pilosum is the source of this 882-nucleotide messenger RNA. NCBI's taxonomy places the organism in Eukaryota, Dinophyceae, Suessiales, Symbiodiniaceae. The record is from the annotation of a GenBank genome assembly.
GCCUGUGAACAGCACAGGUCAGGGCGGUGCAACAAGUUGACCAAAAAAGCAUUGAGUGGGUUGGGCCAUGAUGCCGGCGCCGCUGCUCAUGCUGCUGAGCAGCUGAUUCAAAAAAGCCGGAUAGCAAAACGCAGGACUUUUCCCAUACUGGACCUGCUACGUACUGGAAUUGGUCCAGCUCCUGACCAACUGGACGCCCUGGAUGCGCCUAACGGGCCUGACUAUGUUCCGCCUCCCGGACCCGUCCCAGGCACUGCAUCUGGUUGUAACUGCUCGCCUCAUUCCCAUUGUGCUGGCCGAGGUCGGGAGUUUCCUUGGUGCAAAAUCAACCGGACGGAGCCGUGUUCGUUGUUGUCACAGCCGUCCUUCGUGGAUGCUGCAGGGGCCGACCAUCGCGUGGCUGGGUCAGGACAGCCACCCGCAGUCUGGGACUACUGUGGCCCACCGAAGGAAAACUCUGAGACAGUCCAUGCUGGCGCGCACUGCGAGAGAAGAGAUGACAUCGUGGAGAAAUAUCAUGAUGAUUCAGAGUUCUGGGACCGGGACGGGAAUUUUAACUGGAACAAGGUGCCUCGGAAGGAUCGCAUGACCCUCGAAGCAAUGAUUGUCCCCAAAGAGGGCCAAGGUCUAUGUGUGCGAACGCCGUCCAGUGGGGCACACUUUGUCUGUCCCACUGCACAGGAUGACCUAGAUGAGGCAAGGCCAGAGGGUACCGAGUGGGCUCGUACUCGCACCUGGGACUUCUGCGUCCCUGCAGCACCUGAAGAGAAGAUCAAGGUCUUGCAGGAGCUGGCCCAGGAGACGCAGGCAAGCUUUGCCAAUGCCAGUGCUCACCUGCAGCCCCUCCUUCCACUAUGUAGGGAUUAUAUAGGGGUUAUAUAG